Rotaria sp. Silwood1 is the source of this 402-nucleotide messenger RNA. The record is from the annotation of a GenBank genome assembly. NCBI's taxonomy places the organism in Eukaryota, Metazoa, Rotifera, Eurotatoria, Philodinida, Philodinidae.
AUGGAUACCAUUGUUGGUUAUUUUGAUCAGAAGAAAAAAAAGACAUCUCAUUUGCAACCGAGUUCUCAUGAUAAAUCAAGUGGUACGGGUACAUCAUCAACAAAAAGACAUUUAGAAGUUAUCAAACGAAAAGUGUUAGCAUUUAUGGAUCAUCGUAGUCGAAUACCAUCAGAUGAUAAAAAUGUAUGUAGACCUCCUGCUUCUCCUGCCCCUUGUGUUACUUCACAUUGUUAUCCUCAACCAAUCUGUGUUAAUCAAAAUAGAACACCAAAAGAACGAUUACAUCAGCAUACACCAUUAGUACAACGUAAAGAAUUAGAACAGUCUCAAUAUCAAGUGCCAUUACAUAAGCAAUUACCGUAUCUUGCAUUAGCUACACCAUGUGUAACUCGUCGAUUGUAA